Messenger RNA from Trichosurus vulpecula (common brushtail), 1023 nucleotides. RefSeq names its product homeobox D10 (gene HOXD10). Gene Ontology annotation, biological process: regulation of transcription by RNA polymerase II. Gene Ontology annotation, cellular component: nucleus. NCBI's taxonomy places the organism in Eukaryota, Metazoa, Chordata, Mammalia, Diprotodontia, Phalangeridae. Gene Ontology annotation, molecular function: RNA polymerase II cis-regulatory region sequence-specific DNA binding; DNA-binding transcription factor activity, RNA polymerase II-specific. The transcript has 2 exons. The record is from RefSeq and is a predicted model, not a curated record. Bases 1 to 1023 code for a protein of 340 amino acids.
AUGUCCUUUCCCAACAGCUCUCCUGCUGCUAAUACUUUUUUAGUAGAUUCCUUGAUCAGUGCCUGCAGGAGUGACAGUUUUUAUUCUAGCAGCGCCAGCAUGUACAUGCCACCACCCAGCACAGACAUGGGGACUUAUGGAAUGCAAACCUGUGGACUGCUCCCGUCUCUGGCUAAAAGAGAAGUUAAUCACCAAAAUAUGGGUAUGAAUGUGCAUCCUUAUAUACCUCAAGUAGAGAGUUGGACAGAUCCGAGCAGAUCUUGUCGAAUAGAGCAACCUGUUACACAGCAAGUCCCUACUUGCUCCUUCACUACCAAUAUUAAGGAAGAAACCAAUUGCUGCAUGUAUUCCGAUAAGCGAACCAAACUCAUUUCUUCCGACGUCCCUUCUUACCAGAGGUUGGUCUCUGAAUCAUGCCCCAUUGAAAAUCCCGAGGUUCCUGUCCCAGGAUAUUUUAGACUGAGCCAGACCUACGCCACUGGGAAAACCCAAGAGUACAAUAACAGCCCCGAAACGAGUUCAACUGUAAUGUUACAGUUAAACCCUCGCGGCUCUGCCAAACCGCAGCUAUCUUCUGCCCACCUUCAGAUGGAAAAGAAAAUGAGUGAAAACCCCAGCAACCAAGACUCAGCUAAAGUCCCUCAAGUGGAAAGCCCCGAGCCCAAGUCCACUUUGCCAGAGGAGAGGAGCUGCCUAGCUGAAGUGUCCGUGUCCAGCCCAGAAGUCCAAGAGAAGGAAAGUAAAGAGGAAAUCAAGUCCGAUACUCCAACCAGCAAUUGGUUAACUGCAAAGAGUGGCAGAAAGAAGAGGUGUCCUUAUACUAAACAUCAAACACUGGAAUUAGAGAAAGAGUUCUUGUUCAAUAUGUACCUCACUCGCGAGCGCCGCCUAGAGAUCAGUAAGAGCGUUAACCUCACUGACAGGCAGGUCAAGAUCUGGUUUCAAAACCGCAGAAUGAAGCUUAAGAAGAUGAGCAGGGAGAACCGAAUCCGAGAACUGACCGCUAAUCUGACCUUCUCUUAG